Sesamum indicum (sesame) is the source of this 1988-nucleotide messenger RNA. RefSeq lists its product as uncharacterized. Gene Ontology annotation, molecular function: pseudouridine synthase activity; RNA binding. Gene Ontology annotation, cellular component: nucleus. NCBI's taxonomy places the organism in Eukaryota, Viridiplantae, Streptophyta, Magnoliopsida, Lamiales, Pedaliaceae. The record is from RefSeq and is a predicted model, not a curated record. Gene Ontology annotation, biological process: tRNA pseudouridine synthesis; mRNA pseudouridine synthesis.
AAUGAGAUAGGAAAACAAAAGGGAAAUCAGCAUUGCACAGCGUACAAUCAAGUAAAGCACUACCCAUAAGCAAUCUGGUUCUAGGGUUUUACGAGGGGAUAGAAUAAUAAGCGCACAACUUUAUCAUUUCCGCGACAGUCAUAAACAUGGCUGAAGAAAAUUCGUCGUCCCUACCACAAGGAGAAGAACCAAACCCCAAAAGGCAAAAGAUGUCCACCACCACCACCUCCGACGACGAAGAAAACCCUGAAAAUGCUACCUCACUUCCAAAAAAGCCCAGAUACAAGCGCCGCAAAAUCGCGAUAUUCUUCGCUUACUGCGGCGUCGGUUACCAGGGAAUGCAGAAAAACCCGGGGGCCAAAACCAUCGAAGGCGACCUUGAGGAAGCCCUUUACUUCUCCGGAGCGGUUCCCGAGGCGGACAGGGGACUACCCAAGCGGUUCGACUGGGCCCGAUCCGCUCGGACGGAUAAGGGUGUCAGUGCCGUUGGCCAAGUGGUGUCGGGCCGGUUUUAUGUCGAUCCGCCAGGUUUUGUUGAGCGAUUGAACUCUUACUUGUCGCCCCAAAUUCGGAUAUUUGGAUUCAAGCGGGUGACGCCGUCGUUCAAUGCGAAGAAGUUCUGCGAUCGGCGGAGGUAUGUUUACUUGAUCCCAGUUUUCGCGCUUGAUCCAUCAUGUCAUCGUGAUAGGGAAAGUGUUUUGGCUAGCUUGGGGUCUGGGAAUGAGCUUGUUAAGUGUUUGGAAUGUUCAGAAAGAGGAAGGAAGGUUUUUGGUGUGAUGGGGAAGCGUAGUGCUGAGUGGAAAACUGUAGCUGAAGCUGUUGAGGUUGGUUCAGGCAUUUCUUCCAACAGUGCUUUGGGCGAAGAGAAGAUCGCAGCGAAUUCUUCCCAGAACAAUGAAACCGGGAAUAAUGAUUCUGAAAAUAAUUUAAAGAUUGACGCCGGGAAAACUGGAGCUGCCAAAAAUGAUAAAACAGAGGAUAGUGCUGUUUCAGUGGAUCCAGCCAUUCUGUCUAACAAUGAAACUGGUUUGGUAGAAAAGAGGAUUGUGGUAACUUCCUCAGAAAACAGGAAUGAUGGUGCUGAUGGUGUCAAAAAUGCAAGUAGUGAAACUGGCAACACACGGGAAACUGGACCUGAGGAUAUUGAGAAAAUGAUGGAAUUUGAAAAAAAUGCUAAUGGUCAUGAAACAUCAGAAAAGAAGAGUGAGUUCUGUUAUGGAGAGGAGGAGAAGGAAAGAUUCAACAGAAUACUCAAGUAUUAUGAAGGAACUCAUAAUUUUCAUAAUUUCACUACGAGAACGAAAGCUGAGGACCCUGCUGCUAAGCGUUACAUCCUGUCGUUUAAUGCAAAUACCAUUGUUAGUGUUGAUGGGAUUGACUUUGUCAAGUGUGAGGUCGUAGGUCAGAGCUUCAUGCUCCAUCAAAUCCGUAAAAUGAUUGGUCUUGCUGUGGCAAUCAUGAGGAACUGCGCUCCUGAGUCGUUGAUCGAAACAGCUUUUCGGCAGACGGUAAACAUUAACGUUCCAAUGGCCCCUGAGGUUGGACUAUAUCUAGACGAGUGCUUCUUCUCAUCGUAUAAUCAGAAAUGGAAAGACAGCCAUGAAGAGCUUUCGAUGAAAGCUUAUGCAGAUGAAGCUGAGGAGUUCAAAAUGAAGUACAUUUACACUCACAUUGCAUCAACAGAGCACAAGGAUGGAGUUGUGGCGCUCUGGUUGCAUUCUCUCAACUACCGCAACUAUCCCGAUUUACGUGCAGCCGAUAGUGCUCCGACAUCCAAUGUGCACGAAAAUGAGGUCGUGGACAAUUGUCCAAGCUCCGACAAACGGAAUGAAAUCGUGAACAUGGAUGAGUGAGUUAACUUGCAGACGUGUUGCGUCCCAUUUACCCUUUUGCGAUAAUUUAGGAUAUUUACUGUUUUAUGUUAGAUCUCUGUAUCUGCAAUGACUUUAGAGACGCAUGGCAUUUAUAUUUCAAACCUAUUUCCCCUU